ACAUCUAGAGAUCGAACUCAAAAUUUUGGUUAGGGGUGCAAAAUCUCGACCAUCUCACCACAAUCCAUGCGAUGACCCCACUUAUCCUUGAUUCUUAUGUGGAUUCCUUAUCCAAUUUUUCUCACAUGUGGCAGCAAAAUAGCAAUUCCAUCUCUCAUAUCUGUGAGGAUAACACAUGAUUUAUAUUAAUUAGUACUACAUAUAUUAUCAUCUUACAUCCAAGAAAAACAAAUCAAAACAUAUAUGACUAAUCUCAUCAUGGCCUACUCCUCUGUUGCUUGUGUGCAAUUCUCAUCCAAUCAAGCCAACAAAUCACAUGUACUUCCAUCAAAUUUUCUUGGUUCAAAGGUUGCGUCUGGUACUCCUCAGAGAAACAAGAAACAAAGGUCCUUGAAAGUGGUGGCCGCAGUUGGAGAUGUGUCAGCUGACGGAACAAACUACUUGAUUGCUGGUGCUGCUGCUGUCGCAUUGCUUGGAACUGCUUUCCCUAUACUCUUUUCCCGCAAGGAUCUUUGUCCAGAAUGUGAUGGAGCUGGAUUUGUGAGGAAAGGAGGGGCAGCUUUGAAAGCAAAUGCAGCUAGAAAGGAUCAAGUUCAAAUUGUUUGUGCAAAUUGCAAUGGUCUUGGCAAGCUCAACCAAGUUGACAAGUAAAGGCAGCAAGCACAUCACAUAAAUAUAUGAUAACAUGUACUUGUGUGUCUGUGUCGGGGGGGGGGGGGUGGGGGGGGGGGGGGGUUUACGUCCCUAUGGAACUUGUAACUCAUGUAUACAAUUGUUUCUCCAUUACAUUUGUGCAAGUUCUAAUACAUUUGAACUUGCUCAAACUUCAUCCGAUUUUUCUUGUUUAGUAACUCCAACUAAUUCCUAUUUUAAUUUAUACAAAAUUUUAAUCCGGUUGAAAGGUUUA
Molecule: messenger RNA, 907 nt
Organism: Capsicum annuum
Lineage: Eukaryota; Viridiplantae; Streptophyta; Magnoliopsida; Solanales; Solanaceae
Exons: 2
Coding region: 244-651 (135 amino acids)
Cellular component (GO): chloroplast thylakoid membrane
Source: RefSeq, a predicted model, not a curated record